AUGGUCGCUUCAGCUACUUCUUUGGUUUUCGAUGAUCUUAAAAAAGGUUUUAAUAAGAAUGAAGUUCUUGCUAGAGUGGUUCACUUUUGGGAAGCGCGUAGCAUCAACAAGGGUGGUUUGCUUAUGGGCUUCGAAUUAUUUCUUAUUGACCAAAAGGGAACAACAAUUCAUGCCUUCAUACCAGCUAAUCGAAUAGCAUGCUAUGAAGAGGAUUUAAAGGCUGGUGUAAUCUAUAAGAUUAAGAAGUUCUUGGUCAUCGACAACAAAACAAGUUACAAAGUGACAUCUCACAAGUUCUUAAUUCAAUUCACUCAACAAACAGUUCUUGCACCCACAGAUCAUGCUGGCCAUGAUAUUGAGAGGCAAAACUUUAGGAUUCGUUCUUAUGCUGAGUUCAAUGAAGCGGUCAACAAGAACGAAGAUCUAUAUGAUGCCCUUGGAAAGCCGGUUCUCAUCAACGAUGAGAACUUCAACAAUGGUGUGACUAAUAAGAGAAUAGACAUUCACAUGCAAUUAAAAGAUGGGCCUAUUGUUCGUGUAACACUUUGGGGUAACGUUGCUGACAAUUUUCAAAAGAAACUGAUGGAAAGUGUUGACAAACCUAUGGUGCUUCUCGCUACAACAAUGAACCCAAAAACAUUUAGAGACGUAUUUUGUUUGUCCUCCACUUCUUCCACAAGGAUUUUUUUCGACAAUGAUAUUGAACCAACUACUAACUACUUGACAUGGCUGAGAGAAAACGGGAAAGACUCCGAAGUUACAACAUCAGAGGUCACAAAGCCAGAAACUGUUACACUUUCUGAGCUUCAUCAAUUCCUCCAAAAUGACACUCCACCGACAGGCACCUUUUGUUGUUUUGCUACUAUCGUGGACAUUUUGCCUCAAUAUGGCUGGUAUCGUGUUGAGCUAACUGUUUGUGACAAAGAAAAUGUCGCCACUUUUGUAAUCUUUGACAAGGACACUGCUAAACUAGCUGGUAGGAAAGCUGCAGAAAUUUUGGAAGAUGCACAGGAUGGUGAGAAUGGUGUUAUUGACAUUCAUAAUUCAAUACCAGGAUGUUUGGAAGAAAUUGUAGGCCGUACUUACAAAUUUGAACUCAAAUUUACACCAUUUAAUUUUACUACUCCUACCCGUCAGACAUUUACUGUUACACAAAUCCUGGAAGAAGAAAACAAUGAAGUGGAUAACGAAACAGAUCCUCUAGAUGAUGUCGAAGGAUGCAAAGAAGACCAUGACGAAGACGACAGUGAAGCUCUUGACAUCCAACAUAAAGACAAACGUCUUCGCCAUGAAUGA
This is a messenger RNA of Brassica napus (rape), 1296 nucleotides long. RefSeq lists its product as uncharacterized. Bases 1 to 1296 code for a protein of 431 amino acids. Gene Ontology annotation, molecular function: DNA binding. Gene Ontology annotation, cellular component: nucleus. The transcript has 9 exons. Lineage: Eukaryota; Viridiplantae; Streptophyta; Magnoliopsida; Brassicales; Brassicaceae. The record is from RefSeq and is a predicted model, not a curated record. Gene Ontology annotation, biological process: DNA replication; DNA repair; DNA recombination.